CCUCACACACACGCAUCACAAAAAGGAGGAAGGCUGCCUCCUUUUCUCUCCCGCACUCGCCCGACUGCGUGGUUGCAGCCGCACACAUCCCCGCCUCUCCUCCCCGAGCUCCUCCGAUGAAUCCUGCGUCGGACCUCACCACCCGGCAUCGACGCCGUGCGGCUAUUUCUCAUCCGUUGGAGGAGUAACAAAAAAAGAAAAAAGAAAAGGCAAACCAGGGGGAGGCAUGAUGAGAACACUCCCGCCACCAACCAGGGAGGAGCUGGCAUGGACCCCUGUGUCUAAAUGAAGUGGUUCCGCCAUGCAAUGUUCCUGGAAGGCAGUGAUCCUGCUGGCCUUGGCCUCCAUCGCCAUCCAGUACACGGCCAUCCGUACGCUCACUUCCAAGCCCUUCCAGCUGUGCACCUUGCCCAGUCCGCAGAACUGCGGUCUGGGGGAUCCGGAGACCGAUCCGCCCUUUGAGCGGGGGUCAGCCGGUUGCGAAGACUACCCUUACGUUUACUUAAACGCCACCCGGAAAACACACGUCCUGGUUUUGGCCACCACUCGCAGCGGGUCCUCCUUUGUCGGCCAGCUUCUCAACCAACACCAGGAGGUUUUCUACCUGUUCGAGCCUCUUUAUCACGUCCAGACAACACUGAUCCCCCGUCUGUCCCACAGCCACAACACCGCGGACCGCCGAGUAAUGCUGGGCGCUAGUCGAGACCUCUUGAGAAGCUUGUACGGCUGCGACCUGUAUUUCCUUGAGAGCUACAUCAAACCGACACCCACUAACCAUACUACGGACAAGCUGUUCCGCCGUGGCGCCAGUCGAGCGUUGUGCCAGCAACCUGUCUGCGAUGCGUUUGGCCCUGCUGAUCUGAACGUGGACGAAGGGGACUGCGUGAAGAAAUGCUCACUUCUAAACAUGACUUCGGCCACCGAGGCCUGUCGGGAGAAACAACACGUGGCCAUCAAGAUUGUCCGAGUGCCAGAGAUCGGGGAUCUCCGCGCCUUGUUGGAGGAUCCUCGACUGAAUAUCAAAGUCAUCCAGCUCGUCAGAGACCCUCGUGGAAUCCUAUCAUCCCGGAUUGAGACAUUCCGGGAUACGUACCGACUGUGGCGUAUCUGGAGGGCCACGGGACGAAAGCCUUAUAAUCUUGACUUGAGUCAGCUCACCGUUGUCUGUGAAGACUACCGAAGCUCCGUUUCGACGGGUCUAAGCCAUCCGUAUUGGCUGAAGGGAAAAUACAUGUUGGUUCGCUACGAAGAUCUGGCGAAAAGUCCACUCCAGAAGACGAAGGAGAUCUACGACUAUCUGGGGCUGCCCAUGGAUAAGAACGUGGAAGACUGGAUACACGCCAACACUCGCGGAAGCAACGAGCCGUCGGCGAAACACAAAUUUGGGACGAUACGAGACUCCGCCGCUAACGCGGAGAGUUGGCGCUUGAAACUGUCUUACGACAUGGUGGAGUACACGCAGACUGUGUGCCAGAAGGUUCUCCACCAACUGGGAUACAAGACUGUGAGGUCGGUGGAAGAACUGAAAAACGUGUCUAUCUCCCUGGUGCAGGACAAAACCUUUGCACCUUUUUUGUAACAAAGAUAGUUCUCUACAGGCUAUUUUUUGAUAUAUUUAUAUAAUUGUUGCCUUUCAUGGUUGUUUCUUUCAUUACGUCUCUUCAAAAUUUGCACUAAAUGAAAAUUUGAAUGCACGGAGCCGGGACCUGUGGAUGAUCCCCCUAAAUGUUACGAACAGCACACCUAAAAGGAAUCAAACAAGCUAGUUUACAAAUGUGUCCUUUAUGUUUUUUCCCCCAUGAAGAGAACAGGACGCUGUUUUUACUCGUUUUGUGGAUGCAAGUAGUUCUUUCAUCGAAACCUUCAAAAAAAAAAAAAAAUUGGUUGUCAAUUGGAAUGGGUCAUGUUUAUUUUACUAGGAAUGACAAAACUGUGCAAUAAAUAGUGAAUGUUGCAGUCGGA
Messenger RNA from Nerophis ophidion (straightnose pipefish), 1962 nucleotides. It is a transcript of the gene chst1, whose product is annotated as carbohydrate (keratan sulfate Gal-6) sulfotransferase 1. Gene Ontology annotation, molecular function: N-acetylglucosamine 6-O-sulfotransferase activity; keratan sulfotransferase activity. Gene Ontology annotation, cellular component: Golgi membrane. NCBI's taxonomy places the organism in Eukaryota, Metazoa, Chordata, Actinopteri, Syngnathiformes, Syngnathidae. The record is from RefSeq and is a predicted model, not a curated record. Gene Ontology annotation, biological process: N-acetylglucosamine metabolic process; keratan sulfate proteoglycan metabolic process; carbohydrate metabolic process. The transcript has 2 exons. Bases 302 to 1579 code for a protein of 425 amino acids.